AAACCGAAGCUUCUUCUCCACUUCGUCCCACACUUCAACGCCUCGCGAUCGAUCGCCCCAAAUCCCCGCCGCCGCCGCCGCCGCCGCGAAUCGCCGGAUGCCCGCCGCCGUCGCCGCCGCGGGGGCGGCGGCAGCCUCGGGCACCGCGCUGCUCGCCUACAUACUCCUCGCAUGCUGCCGGCCGCAGCCGGCGCCGGAGGCCGGCGAGGAGGAGGAGGAGGAGUCGCGGCUGUUGUCGUCCGGGGCGGAGGCGCGGGGGAGGGAGGCGGGGGAUGGCGGCGAGGAGGAGGAGGAGUGGCCGUACAGGCCGCCGUCAACGUGCUGCGAGGCGGCGGCGGUGGCCGCGCGCACGGCGCGGCGCACGUGGGACCUCACCGUCGGGCGCUGGGGCCUCCACGGCAUCGCCUUCGGGAUCAAGCGCCACAUGAAGCGCCAGGGUGAUUUGCAGCAUGAGUAUAGUGGAAAUGAUUGCCUUCAACUAAAAGGUCACGACGCACACACUGAAGUAGCUUAUCUACUUGAGCACUUGAAGAUUUGCAUGUUCUACUCAAAGAAAACAUUUUCAGCGUUUCUUCAGUUUGGUGGGUACAAUCAAGAAGACAUUCUUAUUCACAAGGCUAGGGCGAGGCUUAUGCAACCUUCUUUCGCGCUUGUGUGUGACAAAAAAUCCAAGUGCUUUCUGCUUUUCAUUCGGGGUGCUAUCAGUACUAAGGAGCGCCUAACAGCCGCAACUGCUGCUGAGGUUCCUUUUCACCAUAUAGUUUUAAGUGAAGGACAAAUCAGCAACGUGGUUUUAGGAUAUGCACAUUGUGGGAUGCUUGCUGCAGCUCGUUGGAUUGCUAACCUUGCCAAGCCCCAUCUUCACAAGGCAGUACAAGAAUUCCCUGAUUAUCAAAUAAAGGUCAUUGGGCAUUCAAUGGGAGCAGGUAUCGGAGCAAUUCUGACAUACAUUCUUCAUGAGCAUCAUGAGUUCUCAUCGUGCACGUGUCUGGCAUUUGCUCCUCCUGCCUGUAUGUCAUGGGAGCUGGCGGAGUCGGGCAAAGAAUUUGUCACUUCUCUCAUCAACAGAAAUGAUGUGGUCCCGGCCUUUUCAAAAGUUUCUGCUGAGAACCUGCGAGCUGAGGUAAUGGUAUCAUCAAAGCUAGAUGAUGAGCAGGAUCAAGCUCACUUUAGCUUAUUUACGGCAAUAAGUAAGCGUGUAGCUUUCAUAAAGUCUCAUAUGCUGUCAGUAUCUCAUCCAACAGAGAAGAACACAGAUCCUGAUUCUAGCAUAUCUGAGCCCUUGCUCAAACAUGUCCCCGAAAUCACGCAGCCUGUAACAAAUGGGCUAAGCACAGACUGCAACCAGCAUCAAACGGACCUCGUUGCUAAUACAGAGCAGGACUUUUCAGCUGUAUCAGUUGUUACCUCUGAAGAAAAGAUUGUACUAUCUAGCAACGAUAAUGUUAUCAGUACAAAGUCUGUUGCUGGAUCAGGCUUUGCAGCACAAGGGGAUGUGAACAUCAAUGGAUCACUGGACACUGAACAAGAACAAUCAUCCUUGACAGGGCAGGAGGAACCAGAAUCACUGAAGCAGAACUGUGAUAUCAAAGACAAGCUGAAAGAACCGCUACCAACCUGCAGUUCGCGCCAGUUUUUCCCUCCUGGAAGAAUUAUUCACAUGGUUGCAAUGGCCUCACCUGACCCAAAUCCUGGUGAGGGAUCCAGCAGCAAUGAGAUCAUUAGCAUUUAUGAAACGCCAAGAGAUUUGUAUGGGAAAAUAAGGCUAGCUCCAAACAUGAUAAAGGAGCAUUACAUGCCUAGUUACAUAAGCACAAUGGAAUCAUUAUUGGAACAGCUGCUCAAAGACGAUAAUGUAGAUACAAUAACAAAUGAUUUGUAAAUUAUGUAAAAACUCAAUAAAUUAUUAAUCCAAUUCUUUGCAAAUUGCAUUGUUCUAAAACAA
Messenger RNA from Oryza sativa Japonica Group (Japanese rice), 1945 nucleotides. RefSeq lists its product as uncharacterized. The record is from RefSeq and is a predicted model, not a curated record. Lineage: Eukaryota; Viridiplantae; Streptophyta; Magnoliopsida; Poales; Poaceae. Gene Ontology annotation, biological process: lipid metabolic process.